AUGGCCCUACAAGCCAUAUUUUGGCUUGCCGACUCGGCCUGUGUGCCGGGUGCCCUGGUCCUGGGCGUGGCCAUCGUCAUAUACACAGCAGUGGCCUGGUUUGCAUCGUGGGCCCGCCUCAAGCAUAUCCCUGGGCCGCCUGGUGUCGGUCUCAGCAAGUGGUGGCUGCUGCGUAACAGUCUGCAUGGAUCCCUGUAUCUGGCCAACAUGGACGCAUGCAAGACUUAUGGCAAGUGCAGAGCUGUCGAUGGCCGUGUGCUGGUCACCGAUGACCCGGACGUGCUACGGCAUAUAUGGGCUGUGCGCUCGCCGUACAAGAAGGGUCCGUUCUAUGAGGCGGUCCGGUUCAAUCCCGAGCGGGACAACCUGGUCUCGCUGCGCGAUGACCGGGCACAUGGGACGCUGCGGGCGAAGAUGGCAGCAGGAUACGCGGGGAAGGAGAACGAAAGCCUCGAGUCCUCGAUCGACCGGGAGAUUCUAGCGUUUGUGGACCUCCUUGAGCGCAAGUAUAUCUCGACGAAGACGGAUUUCCGGCCGGUCGAUCUGGCCCACAAGGCUCAAUACCUCACGCUGGAUGUCAUCACAGCGCUUGCAUUUGGGAAGCGGCUGGGAUUUUCGGAGCAGGACCGGGACCUAUACUCGUACAUCAAGAUGACAGAGGAGAACAUGCCAGUGAUGAUGUUGAUGACUAUCUUUCCGCAGCUGGCCCAUUUGAUGCAGUCUCGGCUGUUCCGGUGGAUGAUGCCGUCGGAAAGGGAUCGGGUGGGCUUUGGGGCGUUCAUUGCUGUGGCCAAGGAGAUCGUCAGCGAGAGGCUGGCGUCGGACAAUCCUUACCAAAAGGACAUGCUAGGGUCGUUUCUAGCGCAUGGGCUGACGCGCGAGGAGGCCGAGGGCGAGACGUUGCUGCAGAUCAUAGCAGGCUCAGACACGACAGCGACAGCGAUUCGGUCGACGAUGCUGCAUCUGAUGUCGUCGCCGCGGUCCUACCACCGACUGGCCACAGAAGUGCGUGAAGCAUCGGCUCAGGGCCGGAUCUCAUCGCCCAUCACGUAUGCCGAGGCGCGGGCAAUGCUAUAUCUGCAGGCGGUGAUCCAGGAGGGUCUACGCAUCAACCCGCCGGUGGUGGGUACAAUGGAUGUGGUGGUGCCAGAAGGGGGCGACGUGCUCUGUGGGCUGCGGGUCCCAGCGGGCGCGGAGGUGGGCUGCUCCAUGUUCAGCCUGCAGCGACAGACAGCCAUCUUCGGGGCAGAUGCAGACGUCUUUCGGCCGGAGCGCUGGCUCGAGGCAGACGAGGACGUGCUCAAGGAGAUGGCUAGCACGUGGUCGCUGAUCUUCCGGUAUGGCAAGUGGCGGUGCCUCGGCAAGGACGUUGCACUUCUGGAGCUGAAUAAGGUGUUUGUCGAGCUGUUGCGGAGGUACGACUUUACGCUGGUCAAUCCAGCAAAGCCGUGGGACUCGACCAAUGCGGGCAUCUUCAUCCAGUCGAAUAUGUAUACCAAAGUUACCCGGGUCGAAUCGGUGAAUGUCUGA
This is a messenger RNA of Grosmannia clavigera kw1407, 1530 nucleotides long. Its product is annotated as benzoate 4-monooxygenase cytochrome p450. The record is from RefSeq and is a predicted model, not a curated record. Gene Ontology annotation, molecular function: monooxygenase activity; iron ion binding; oxidoreductase activity, acting on paired donors, with incorporation or reduction of molecular oxygen. Bases 1 to 1530 code for a protein of 509 amino acids. Lineage: Eukaryota; Fungi; Ascomycota; Sordariomycetes; Ophiostomatales; Ophiostomataceae. The transcript is spliced from 5 exons.